AUGAAGAGGGACGCCAACGGCAAUCCAAUCACGACGGUGCAGGGGUGGAGUCGACCUCGGCCGCAAAUGUCAUGUCAAGCUUGUCGUGACAAAAAACGUCGGUGUGAUCGCGUCCAGCCAUGCUCAAACUGUGUGCUCAGAAACACCGCCUGUGAAUAUCCGGGACAAAGUCCUGACAAUGGUUCGAAUGGCCCAGAGCCCUCGAUGGUACCCAUUUCCACUACAUUCAGUCAAAAUGCCGGGACAAAGCCUCAAAGCUGGUCGGAGCCGGCUGCAAAUGCCCAUUAUAUGAACUCUUUGAAUGAAAGGAGUAUAGGUGCGCCGGAAGCACCUACCAUUGUUGAGUUGACGAGAAAGUUGCCACCUUUAAGCCAGGCGAGGAUGCUGUUCAACCAUUUUGCAGCAACAUUGCAGCCUACCUUCGGUGUUCUUCACAUCCCUUCAUGCCGUAAUACCAUGGAGAAGGUGUAUGAAUGUAUUCUUGAGGGCCAAGUACCCCCCGCUGUUGAUUUAAUGCUGCUGUUUAGCAUAUUUGCCGGCGCCGCCUUGGGCUGGACCCCCGACCUUCUGGAGAAAUUGAAUGCAACGAACGAAGGUGCACGCGCAGCCUUGAUAGCGUACUGUCGAUUUGCCUUGGCUAUCCUGGACCAUCCUUCACGGAUUAUACAACCGUCAACGACCGCUCUUGUGGCCAUUGGGACCCUGGGCCACAUAAUCAUGAAUACGGAUGGAUUUCCAUCCCGUGUUCAAAUGCUACGUCAUCACUGUCUACUCAUGUCGAGGGAAUUGAAGAUCCAUCGAUUAGAUACGGCAAAGGCCCGCGAAGAAAGAAGAAUAAAGGGAUGCGAUAUGAUUGAUGUCGAGGUCCAACGACGGGCGUGGUGGAGUAUGGUGGCAUCCGACUGGCUUCUUUCAUUCUCCGGUGGUCCCCAAGAAGGCGCUUAUCUUUUUCAGCCCAAACACAUGAACGUGAAUAUGCCUAGCAACACGGAUGAUGAGUUUAUCACAAGUGAUGGAGCUCAUCAAGAUUUUCCACUAUCUGUGCCUACGGCAAUGUCAGCUUUCAUAGCGCGAGUACAGGGUGCGGAUCUCUGUCGCCAGGUGAUCGAUGCUCUUCCGUCUAUACUACUUGAUUCCCAGCAACCAGACUAUGCUACCGUUCUGGAGCUGGACGACAAGUUUCAUGACCAUAUUCUUAAGCUCCCCACCCACUUCAAGUUGGAUCCCGAGAGUAUCGAAAAGAGUCGGCAAAUCUGUAAAGAACGGCCAUAUAUCGCUUGGCAGCGGAUCAGUAUCCAUUUCAGUCUCCAUACACGACUUUGUCGCUUGCACCGGCCUUAUCACUUGGAAGGAAUAACGAAUCCCAAAUAUGCAUACUCGCACAUUGUCUGCAUUCGUUCAGCGCACAAAGUCCUGGAACUUCGGCGUGCGAUGGACGAAGUAGCGCCCGAGGUAGGACUGAAAGCCGCCCGGUUCUGGACCGUCAUGCACCAUGUAUUCUUUGCGGCUUUGAUCUUGGCGAUGGAUGUAUCAUUCAAUCCGGUUGCACCUAAUGCCGAAGCUCGAAAGGCACAAGUGCUUGGGGCUUAUGAGAUGUUGGAACGGUCCAGGCGAGAAUCCAAUGACUUGAUGGAGGGCAUUCAAAAAAACCUACAGACAUUGAUGUCUACACUGCACAAAAGACGGUCUUCGAUGUCUACCCAACCCAAGACUGCUGCCGCCCGUGAGAGGUCUCUUGCCACAACCCUCUCAAUGGGGAACCGAUCGGCAAAUGAUGCGGGCGAGCCUGUGAAUGUUCUCGAUGAGACUUCAUUUUCUGCACCGCCCUCCUUGAUCGCCGCUGAUGGAAAUGGCCUACUUAACGACCUUGGUGAGGAUGAUUGGGAGAGACUUUGGUCUGAUUUUGUGGCUGUGGCUCCGGAUUUAGAUGUGCCACAGUGGAACUCGUUGCUUGAAGAUGUGAAUUUUGCUCCACCCCUGGAACUAUACUAG
Molecule: messenger RNA, 1992 nt
Organism: Penicillium verhagenii
Lineage: Eukaryota; Fungi; Ascomycota; Eurotiomycetes; Eurotiales; Aspergillaceae
Product: Zn(II)2Cys6 transcription factor
Exons: 3
Coding region: 1-1992 (663 amino acids)
Biological process (GO): regulation of DNA-templated transcription
Molecular function (GO): DNA-binding transcription factor activity, RNA polymerase II-specific; zinc ion binding
Source: RefSeq, a predicted model, not a curated record